AUGCAGAUUAAUGUAAACAUGCAAAGUGUUUUCACACGACCAUCCGCUCGGACCCUAACAAAAAAACGCCAUGACCUUGAAUCCUACAAACAAGACCUUCAAAUCGACGACCAUCUUAUCACCAUCCACGAGUUGGAAAAACGCUUCUCAACUAAUGUAGAAUCUGGUCUAAGCUCAGUCAGUGCGAAUGAACUCUUAGCUCUCCACGGUCCCAAUAUGAUCAAACCAAAAAAGGCAACACAUAAAUGUUUAAUAUUGACCUACCACAUGUUCUACAAUUUUGCGGUCCUACUAUGGAUUGGAAUCAUCUUAUCCCUGACAGGAUUCACAGUAUCAUACCUUCACAAUCCAGAAGAAACGAAAUAUCACCAGGUUUAUGUAGCGAUUGUUUUGUUCAUUGUUAUCAUGGCGACUGGUAUCUACGGGUAUUACCAAGAAGCCCAACAUUCGCAGAUUGAAGAAACCUUUCAGAAACUAAUGCCGAAGUUUGCUUAUGUUAUCAGAGAUGGAGAACUUAUGUAUGUGAAUUCAAAAGAUCUUGUUAUCGGGGACUUGGUACGUCUGCAAGCAGGUGAUUGCGUACCAGCUGAUAUCCGGAUAACCCAAGCAUCCGGAUUGAAAGUGGAUAAUAGUUCCAUCACAGGAGAAAAUGAACCACAGUUGAGAUCUAUUGAUAUGACUGAUUUAAAUCCUUUGGAGACAAUGAAUAUAGCUUUUAAUGGUACCACGGUUGUUGAAGGCAGUGGUAGAGGUAUCAUAUUCGCCUGUGGUGAUGAUACCUGCAUCGGCCAUAUUGCUGCACUCACAGCAGGUUUAGAAAUAACACAAUCACCGAUCCAGAAAGACCUCGCUAGGUUUCUCAGUAUUAUCACUGCAAUAGCAAUAGUCAUAGGUGUUUCGUUUUUCGUAAUCUGCAUGUGUUUCGGAAACAAUUUCUUCGAAUCUUUUAUAUUUGUACUUGUCAUCGUUGUCACUGCUAUACCAGAAGGAUUAUUGGUUACUUUAACUGCCUCUUUGACGUUGACAGCCCGAAAACUCUAUAAGAAGAAUUGUCUUUGUAAGAACCUUAACGCCAUUGAGACCCUAGGAUGUAUUUCAGUGUUGUGUUCGGAUAAAACAGGAACUCUGACACAGAAUAACAUGACAGUAUCACAUAUGUACUAUGAUGGAGUGAAUGUUGAUGUGUUGACAGAGAAGUAUCUUCCUGCAAAUACCCCAGGGUUUGAUAAUUUGUGUUUGGUGGGGAUUUUGUGUAGUCGGGCAAAGUUUGAAGAAGGACAGGAACAUCUCCCGGUUAAAAAUAGGGCAACCAAAGGAGAUGCUAGUGAAUCAGCUGUUUUGAAAUGUCUGGAGGUUUUCACAGGAAGACAAACGCGAGAUAUACGGAGAGAACAUCGUAAAAUAUUUGAAGUUCCUUUCAAUUCUACAAGCAAGUAUCAACUGUCAAUUCAUACAAUCCCAGAUGACCCACGUUUGUAUCUGGUCAUGAAAGGAGCUCCCGAGCAAGUAAUAGAGAGAUGUUCAUGGAUAUCAAUGAAUGAAACAGUUGAGGAACUUACUGCUGUGAGGAAACGACAACUUAAACUUGCACUUCUAGAAUUAUCAUAUAUGGGCGAAAGGGUUCUUGGUUUUGCUGACCUGUUACUCUCUGAGGAAUACAAAGCUAAUUACGAGUUUAACUUAGAUAGGGAUGACUUCCCCACAGAAGGUCUUAGAUUCGUAGGGUUUAUAUCCAUGAUAGAUCCACCUAGAACCGGGAUCAAACAAGCAGUGACCAAGUGUAAAGAUGCGGGUAUUAAGGUCAUCAUGGUAACAGGUGAUCAUCCAAUUACAGCAAUGGCCAUCGCUAAAAAAGUAGGGUUAAUAUCUCCCGAAAGCCUCACAGUGUUCGACAUUGCAUUGAGAAGAAACAUAUCAGCUAGUAAGAUCACAGAAGCAAUGACAGUCCAAUGUGACGCAGCAAUCAUCACCGGAAGUGACCUCUGGGAGAUGGAUUCCGAUGAACUUGAUAACAUAAUCAUGACUUAUGAUGAAAUAGUGUUUGCACGGACAAGUCCCCAACAAAAGUUACACAUAGUAGAAGCAUUCCAAAGAGUAGGUUAUGUUGUGGGAGUUACUGGGGACGGAAUAAAUGAUUCCCCUGCUUUGAAGAAAGCUGAUAUAGGUAUUGCUAUGGGUGAAUCCGGAUCAGAUGUGGCUAAAGAAUCUUCUGAUGUGAUUAUACUAGAUGAUAACCUAUCAACAAUUGUGAUAAGUAUAGAAGAAGGUAGAUUAAUCUAUGACAAUAUGAAGAAAGCCAUUGCCUACCUCCUAACCUCAAAAUGUCCUGAACUAAUGCCAUUUGUGUUGCAUGUGACUAUAAACAUUCCAUUAGCUAUAAGUAUAAUCUCAAUUCUUGUAAUUGACGUGGGGACUGAUCUCUGGCCGUCGAUUUCGUUGGUUUAUGAAGAACCAGAAGCGGAUACCAUGUACCGUCCACCACGAGAUGUCUCCACUGACAGAUUAGUAACAAUGCGGAUGAUUUACUACGCGAAUUUGAUUAUUGGUGUUGUGCAAACCUUCGCUGGAUUUUCAUGUUGGUUUUUUAUAAUGGCUGAAAAUGGGUUUCUUCCUAAUAGACUUUAUGGUAUCCGUGAAGAAUGGUAUUCAUCGCAAAAUGAUUUAGUAGAUUCCUAUAAACGUGAAUGGUCCAGUGAAGAACGUAGACAUUUAACAAUGAAAGGUUUUUCUGCUUAUUUCUUAGGAAUAGUAGUUACACAAUUCUCCGUGUGUAUUAUUGCUAAAACUAGAAGAAUAUCUAUUCUGCAGCAGGGUAUGGCGAAUACUGUGAUGAAUUUCGGACUUUUAUUCGAAUUAGUUUUGGCAUGUAUGUUAGUCUACUGUCCGUACGUGAAUGAAUUCUUUUCGUUUUCGCCUGUGCAGAUCUACGUCUUAGCACCGGCGAUACCAUUUGCACUUUGUAUAGUUUUAAUGGAUGAGAUGCGGAAGGCGUUGAUAAGAUGGCGGCCGGGCGGGUGGUUCGAACGAGAAACUUACUUUUAAUUAGUUUUUACGUCUUUAAGUACAAAGUUUGAUUGUGUUUUAAUUGUAAUUUUAUUGAGUUUAGACUAGACACGUUUUAUUAUUAUUAGUUUCAAUUAAGAAUAUAUACCAAAUGUUUAUAAAUUAAAAAAAAUUAUAUUCAAGUGAAUAAAGUAUAGUAUUUUAAUGAUGUAA
Dalotia coriaria is the source of this 3216-nucleotide messenger RNA. RefSeq names its product sodium/potassium-transporting ATPase subunit alpha-like. Gene Ontology annotation, molecular function: ATP hydrolysis activity; ATP binding; P-type sodium:potassium-exchanging transporter activity. Gene Ontology annotation, biological process: potassium ion import across plasma membrane; sodium ion export across plasma membrane; intracellular potassium ion homeostasis. Bases 1 to 3042 code for a protein of 1013 amino acids. The transcript has 2 exons. The record is from RefSeq and is a predicted model, not a curated record. NCBI's taxonomy places the organism in Eukaryota, Metazoa, Arthropoda, Insecta, Coleoptera, Staphylinidae. Gene Ontology annotation, cellular component: plasma membrane.